AAAUUCUCAAAUGUGAAGAGACUACUGUAACAUUUAAAAGAAUAUAAGGCUUUAUUAAAUGGUAAAAUCAGUUGUACUGUUUUCUUUGAUUUUAUUAGGCAAAAAAGCUCCUGUUUUAUUUAGUAAAGAAAUGAUCGAGUCAAUGAAGGAAGGUUCAGUUGUUGUGGAUUUAGCUGCAGAGGCUGGUGGAAAUUUUGAAACCACUAAGCCAGGAGAACUUUAUAUUCAUAAGGGAAUUACUCACAUAGGCUACACAGACCUCCCCAGCCGAAUGGCCACUCAGGCCAGCACUCUGUAUUCCAAUAACAUCACCAAACUCCUGAAGGCCAUCAGCCCUGACAAGGAUAAUUUUUAUUUUGAAGUGAAAGAUGACUUUGACUUUGGUACAAUGGGUCAUGUCACUAGAGGAACUGCAGUGAUGAAGGAUGGCAAUGUGAUUUUCCCAGCCCCCACACCAAAAAAUAUUCCUCAAGAUGCUCCAGUAAAACAGAAGACAGUGGCUGAGCUGGACGCUGAAAAAGCAGCUGCCAUCACUCCAUUUAGGAAGACGAUGACUACGUCAUCUGUGUGUGCAGCUGGUCUCACUGGGAUGCUGGGUUUGGGUCUUGUGGCUCCCAACUUAGCCUUUUCUCAGAUGGUAACCACUUUUGGCCUGGCUGGCAUUGUGGGGUACCAUACUGUCUGGGGAGUGACCCCCGCUCUCCACUCACCACUGAUGUCUGUGACUAAUGCGAUCUCAGGGUUGACUGCAGUUGGUGGGUUGGCACUGAUGGGAGGACAUUUGUAUCCUUCUACAACUUCUCAGGGUCUUGCUGCUCUUGCUACAUUCAUAUCCUCAAUCAACAUUGCAGGUGGAUUUCUGGUGACUCAGAGAAUGCUGGACAUGUUCAAGCGCCCCACGGAUCCCCCAGAGUACAAUUACCUGUAUCUGCUUCCUGCUGGUACCUUUGUGGGUGGAUAUCUAUCUGCCCUCUACAGUGGUUAUAACAUUGAACAAAUCAUGUACCUAGGCUCUGGCUUGUGCUGUGUCGGUGCCCUGGCUGGCCUUUCCUCUCAGGGAACAGCUCGUCUUGGUAAUGCAUUGGGCAUGAUUGGGGUUGCUGGAGGCCUGGCAGCUACACUUGGAGGCCUAAAACCGGAUCCAGAAUUGUUAGCUCAGAUGUCUGGAGCAAUGGCUUUGGGUGGUACCAUUGGAUUGACGAUUGCCAAACGCAUCCAGAUUUCUGAUUUACCUCAGUUAGUUGCUGCUUUCCACAGUUUAGUGGGAUUAGCAGCUGUACUUACUUGUAUAGCUGAGUACAUCAUAGAGUAUCCACAUUUUGCUAUGGAUGCUACAGCAAAUCUCACCAAGAUUGUUGCCUACCUUGGCACUUACAUUGGUGGAGUCACCUUUAGUGGGUCUCUUGUUGCCUAUGGAAAAUUACAGGGUAUCCUGAAGUCUGCACCUCUCCUACUACCUGGAAGGCACUUACUUAAUGCAGGCUUGCUGGCUGCUAGUGUGGGUGGGAUAAUCCCAUUUAUGGUGGACCCCAGCUUUACCACUGGCAUUACCUGUCUGGGCUCUGUGUCAGCUCUCUCUGCUGUCAUGGGUGUGACUUUGACAGCUGCUAUUGGGGGUGCGGACAUGCCUGUUGUCAUCACUGUACUGAACAGCUACUCAGGCUGGGCUCUGUGUGCAGAGGGCUUCCUGCUUAACAACAACCUGCUGACCAUCGUGGGCGCACUCAUUGGCUCCUCUGGUGCUAUACUGUCAUACAUCAUGUGUGUG
This is a messenger RNA of Castor canadensis (American beaver), 1768 nucleotides long. Lineage: Eukaryota; Metazoa; Chordata; Mammalia; Rodentia; Castoridae. The record is from RefSeq and is a predicted model, not a curated record.